Acanthocheilonema viteae is the source of this 942-nucleotide messenger RNA. The record is from the annotation of a GenBank genome assembly. NCBI's taxonomy places the organism in Eukaryota, Metazoa, Nematoda, Chromadorea, Rhabditida, Onchocercidae.
AUGGAUAUAUCAGAUAGUAUUGCGGAAUGGCACGAUAUUGUUUCACCACUACAUAAGAGCAUGAAUCGGAAUAGUAACAAAAGAAAACUUUCGGGAUCAAUCGCUGUCCCAAAUGAGGCGAAGAUACUGAAGAAAAUUGUCAAAGAGUCAACAUCGGAUGCUAGUGAUGAUGUAGAAAUAGCUCAGUCUUCCUCAGUGGAUCUUCAUUUUUCUCCCAGUGAAAUCGCAAAAAUCGUCCAGGAAUUAAGAACAAAAAUGCAACAAACAAAAAAAAACUUGUCGAAAAAGUUUCUCGGAUUCAAUGAUUUUGGUGAUAUAGAAAUGCCGCCAGGAGGAACAAAAGAGAUGCUCAAGACUGACUUACGCAGAUGUUUGAAAGAAGCGACAAUAUUAUCAACGAUGACUGUGUCAACUGCUCUUGAACUGUUGCAUGCUUUCUUGGAAGAAGGUCAUAGUGUCACAAUGGAUCCGACAUUUCCUAAAAAGCCACCGAAUGCCUUUUCAAUAUUUAUGCGAAAAGCGGGACACAGUAGAUUCUCAUCGAAUGUAAGUGCAUUCUGGAAUAAUGAAUCGAAUGCAGCCGAUAAAGAAGAAGCAAAGAAGGAAGCUCUAAAGUUAAUGGAAAAAUAUUUAUCAAAUUUACAUGUGUACAGAGAGGCACACCAAGAAUUAACGCUAGCACAUCGAAAUUAUGUAGACAAUGCAAUUUCGAUUGCACAGAAAGCCAUCAGUAAAUCAAAGGGGAUGAAAACAAAUAACAGCAGCAGGAAAUCUGUUAAGAAGAAAGAACCGAAAACUGCCUUCGAUCUUUUUGCAAUUAGUAUGGCCAAUAAAUAUAUUGAUUUGGAACCAGAAAAACGAGAAAAGAGACUGCGAAAGAAAUUUGAUAAACUGAGCGAAGGCGAGCGAGAAAUUUAUGACAAUUUGGCGGCAGCACUUUAG